AUGUUACCAAACCUCCUUGAGGCGUAUGAUAUUCCAGAUCAAUUUUCGAGUUGGUUUUCUUUUUUGCCUUGCUUGUCAUGCUGGUGCGUUGUUGGUGGUAGUUUUAUGUGUCAUGGAUCUAUGACAUGUGAAUACGUUCACUUGUCAAAAAUUUUGCAUGCUUUGUUGGAAUUGUGUGAUACUUUAUUUGUUAGAGUUAG
Molecule: messenger RNA, 200 nt
Organism: Dentiscutata erythropus
Lineage: Eukaryota; Fungi; Glomeromycota; Glomeromycetes; Diversisporales; Gigasporaceae
Source: the annotation of a GenBank genome assembly